This is a messenger RNA of Colletotrichum godetiae, 3959 nucleotides long. RefSeq lists its product as uncharacterized. The coding region runs from base 461 to 3652 and encodes 1063 amino acids. Gene Ontology annotation, cellular component: cytoplasm; mitochondrion. NCBI's taxonomy places the organism in Eukaryota, Fungi, Ascomycota, Sordariomycetes, Glomerellales, Glomerellaceae. Gene Ontology annotation, biological process: translational initiation. The record is from RefSeq and is a predicted model, not a curated record. The transcript is spliced from 4 exons. Gene Ontology annotation, molecular function: GTP binding; GTPase activity; translation initiation factor activity.
CACCAUCAAACUUCCAAGUGCACCGUACGACCAAGACGUUGCCCCAAAACCCGAACUUUGCCCCGCAGUGAAUUGCCCUCCAGUUUUCCCGCUCGAGAUUUUGGCCAGUUCUCAACGACCUCUGUUCUUUCCCCCGGUUGAAGCCAGACAAGACGCAUCGCCUCGUCCGUAUUAUGUCGUGUCGGCCCCGACAGAAUCGCAUUCAGGACUCGGUUUCGCCACCUCAUCUCUUACAUCGCUGAAAGAGCUCUUUCUUUCGCGUGCCACCACCAAUCAUCGAAACCCCACCCAUCCUUGGGAAUUUCCGUCUGUCCCUCUAGCCGUCAUUUACUGGCUGGAUCGCCCACAAUCGGCAACUAUUUAGGGUCUUUCCUGAUCUAAUUCUACAAACUGGACACAAUCCUUACAUUGAGACAUUUCCAAAGUCCUUUUAACGACUCCGACGUCGAAGACCUUCAAGAUGCCUCCCAAGAAGAAGGGUAACAAGGCUCGCGCCAACGACGACUGGGAGAAUGAGCUCGGCGAGACUGUCGCUCCUGCCGCCGCCGCCCCCGAGGCUGAUGCCGAAAAGCCAGCCGAGGGUGAGGCGGAGGAGGAGGUCAGUGGUCUCAUGGCCACUCUGCGCAAGAACAGAGAGAAGAGAAAGAAGAAGGGUAUUGAGGAACCCAUCGCCGAACCCGAGCAGGAGGACGCACCUUCACCCAGUCUUGCUGAGAAGGCCCCUCAAGAAGCGACCAUGGACGACGAGUUUGCCCUGCCUGAGAAGAAGGGCAAGGGUGGCAAGGGAAAGCAGGCUGCUGCCGCCGCCUCAGCUGGCAAUGACGACGACAACUCCGGCCGCGUCCUUACCAAGGCCGAGAAGGAGAAGCUGAAGAAAGAGAGAGAGAAGCAGCGCAAGAAGGAAAAUGCCGCCAAGAAGAAGCCUGCUACCAAGCCUGAGCCUGUCAAGGCAGCUCCCGAGAAGAAGGAUUCCCCUACGCCCGCCGCCGCUGCCGUCGCACCCCCUCCGGCCGAGGAGAAGGGUGGCAAAAAGAAGAAGAUCCCCGCCGCUCUGGCCGCCCUCCAGAAGCAGCAAGAGGAGCUCCGUCGCAGACAGCAAGAGGACGCUGAGUUCGCCGAAAACGAGAAGAAGAGAAUUGCGGAGGAGGAGAAAGCCGCAGAGGAAGAGAACAAGCGCAAAGAGGAGGCCAAGGCACUCAAGAAGCAAAAGGAGAAGGAGAAGAUUGAGCAGCUCAAGAAGGAGGGCAAGUUCAUGACCAAGGCGCAGAAGGAGGAAAAGGCCCGUAACGAGCGGAAGCUCCAGCAGAUGCUUGCUGCCGGUAUCAAGGUUGGCCCGUCCGAGGAGGGCGAGAAGAAGAAGGUCUCUUACGACAACAAGAAGAAGGGAGGCCGCAGGGUGCAAGAUAAGAUUGACGAAGACAAGGCCCUUGCUGAGGCUGCAGAGCGCGCUAAGAAGGAAGCUGAGCGACUCAUCAAGGAGGCCGAGGAUAAGGCCGCCAAGGAGAAGGCUGAGGCCGAGGCUGCCGCUGCUGCCAAGAAGAAGGCGGCAGAAAGCGAUCUGGAAGACGACUGGGAAGCUGCUGCCGCCUCUGACGAAGACGACGUCAAGGACAGCUGGGAUGCUGACAGUGACGAAGAAGCAGAGAAGAAGAAGGCCGCUAACGGCAAGGCCGACAAGAAGGAUGAGGAUGAUGACGAGGACGACGAUGAAGAUGAUGACUCUGACUCCGAAUCUGAAUCCGACUCGGAGGAUGAGAAGGAGACAGCAGCCCGUCAAGCCGAACUCCAACGCAAGAAGGAGGCCGCAGAGCGCCGUGAGAAGGCUCAUCAAGCCGCGUUGGCUGCCAGAUCCAAGGACAACCUCCGAUCGCCCAUUUGCUGUAUUCUGGGUCACGUCGAUACCGGAAAGACGAAGCUUCUCGACAAGAUUCGUCAGACCAAUGUGCAGGAGGGCGAAGCUGGUGGUAUUACUCAACAAAUUGGUGCCACCUACUUCCCUGUCGAGGCCAUCAAGGCGAAGACCGCCGUCGUCAAUCCUGAUGGCGCCUUCGACUUCAAGGUUCCCGGUCUGUUGGUCAUUGAUACCCCUGGUCACGAGUCCUUCUCCAACCUGCGCUCUCGUGGUUCGUCCCUUUGCAACAUCGCCAUUCUUGUCGUCGAUAUCAUGCACGGUCUCGAGCCCCAGACUCUGGAGUCCAUGAGGAUGCUGCGUGACAGGAAGACUCCUUUCGUCGUCGCCCUCAACAAGAUUGAUCGUCUGUACGGCUGGAAGAAGGUCGAUAACAACGGCUUCCAGGAGUCUCUGGCGUUGCAGCCUAAGGGUGUCCAGAACGAGUUCAAGAACCGCCUGGAGCAGACCAAGGUCGCCUUCGCCGAGCAGGGUUUCAACGCGGAGCUCUUCUACGAGAACAAGUCCAUGGCCAAGAACGUGUCGCUUAUCCCUACUUCCGCCCACACCGGAGAGGGUAUUCCCGAUAUGCUGAAGCUCAUUGUGCAGCUCACCCAGGAGCGCAUGGUCGGAGCCUUGAUGUACCUUUCCGAGGUUCAGGCUACUGUUCUCGAGGUCAAGGCCAUUGAAGGUUUCGGUAUGACUGUUGACGUUGUCCUGUCUAACGGCAUCCUGCGCGAGGGUGACAGAAUAGUGUUGUGUGGUGUGGAAGGUGCCAUCACCACUAACAUUCGUGCGUUGUUGACGCCCGCACCGAUGCGUGAGCUGCGUCUCAAGUCUGCCUACGUGCACAACAAGGAGGUCAAGGCCGCUCUCGGUGUAAAGAUCAGUGCCCCUGGUCUCGAGGGUGCCAUUGCCGGUUCUCGCAUGAUGGUCGUCGGCCCCGACGACGACGAGGACGACAUCAUUGACGAGGUCGAGGCCGAUCUGGCGACUCUCUUCAGCCGUGUCGAAAAGACCGGUCGUGGUGUCAGCGUCCAGGCGUCCACUCUCGGUUCCCUUGAGGCCCUGCUGGAUUUCCUCAAGGACUGCAAGAUUCCCGUCGCCAACGUCGGUAUUGGCCCGGUGUACAAGCGCGACGUCAUGCAGGCUGGUAUCAUGUUGGAGAAGGCGUCCGACUACGCCGUCAUGCUCUGCUUCGACGUCAAGGUCGACAAGGAGGCGCAGCAGUACGCUGACGAUGUCGGCGUCAAGGUCUUCACUGCGGACAUUAUUUACCACUUGUUUGAUGCCUUCACCAAGCACAUGGCCGAGCUGCUGGAGAAGAAGAAGGAAGAGUCCAAGAUGUUGGCCGUGUUCCCCUGCGUGCUCAACACGGUUGCCGUCUUCAACAAGACCGGCCCCAUCGUCGUCGGUGUUGACGUCGUUGAAGGUCAGCUGAAGGUCAACACGCCCAUUGCAGCUGUCAAGACCAACGCCGUCACCGGUGUCAAGGAAAUCAUCAACUUGGGCAGAGUUACCGGUAUCGAGCGUGACCACAAGCAAAUCCCCGUUUGCAAAAAGGGACAGCCCUCCGUCGCCGUCAAGAUUGAAAUGGGCGGCCACCAGCCGACAUACGGUCGGCACCUCGAGGAGUCUGACGUGCUGUACAGUCUCAUCUCGCGCGCCAGCAUCAACACCCUCAAGGAGUUCUACCGCAAGGACGUCUCCAACGACGAGUGGCAGCUCAUCAUCAAGCUCAAGCCCCUUUUCGAUAUCCACUGAUUACACAAUAUUUACUCCCAAGCGUCUGUCUCUCUUGUCCGUGUUUAGCUAUAUGGCAAGGGGGGGAGGGAGAGAGAGAGAGGUUGGAGAUGGAAAAGUAUGGAGAGGAAUGAGUGAGAAUGGUAUAGGAAGUGGGUUUUAUCUGGCUGCAUGAAGGGAUGGACAUGACGAGGGUUUUUCUUUUCAAAGACGUGAUGUGGAUUUCUUGUCUAUGAGGCGGUUUACCACCCCUUAAAAGGCAUAUGUUUGUUUUCCAUGGUCAUUCUCCAAAAAAGAUCGCGAGUUGUAGUAGGCAAAAGAAUUCAAG